AUGGAGCAAUUCAACAAAAUUGCUAUCGAAUGCAUAUCAUUAUUCAAGAAAAACCUGCUAUUUGAAUACCAAUCCAAUAAGCAACUUGCAAAUGCAUUUCAAGCAAUACAGCAAUCUAUUGUAGAAAGUAAGGUGCGCAUGUGUAAUAGUAGCAUAUUAAACCCAGCAUUAAAGCUUGGAAAAGCCAUGAACGGCCUAAUGAAUAUUUCUGAUGCUUGCAUCCUGAUCGGCUUUGAUAUUUGCAAUCCUCUCAGGUAUAAUAUUAUUAGACUCCCCAAUAGCCAGACAGACCUUCAGAAAAAGCUAGACGAGCUAUUUACAAUUCCACAAUAUUACGGAGGGCUUCGGCAUCACAAGUACACAAUAAGCAAAUACAGCAUAAAUGAUUGUUACAAGCAGAAACUUCCGAUUGUUUAUAUUGCAAGUAUCGGAAAAUCAUUCUCCAAUCUUAUUUCAAGAUCUGUAUCUUUCAUAAAGCGAAUAUUUAGUAUAGACCCGAACAUUUUUGAAAUCGAGGAAUGUAUAAUACCUAAGGUAUUCACAUCUAUAUCAUCCAGAAGUCUUUUAUCCGAGCUUUGUACAGAAAAUGGAUGCAUUGAUCUAGAAAAUAUCGUAAAAGAAAUUACCAAAGACCAUCCUGAGCUUAUGUCAAUCAAAACCACAGACAUUAGAAGAACAGAGACUACUCAGAUAUCUUCAAACUCAUUCAGUUCACAAUUUGAAGUUGAAUUUGAAACAGUAAAUAAGCUAAACAAUCAAUUAACAAAACACAUUCUCCUUGCUCAGGCAAAUUUUAUCCCAGCGAGUAAGGACACAGGCUUCAAAUGGACUUUUGCAGGACUUGUAUGGGCCAAGCUGAAUUAG
Ordospora pajunii is the source of this 864-nucleotide messenger RNA. RefSeq lists its product as uncharacterized. Bases 1 to 864 code for a protein of 287 amino acids. The transcript has a single exon. The record is from RefSeq and is a predicted model, not a curated record. NCBI's taxonomy places the organism in Eukaryota, Fungi, Microsporidia, Ordosporidae.